AUGCCUCCCAACAAUGUGACUGAAUUUAUUCUCUUGGGACUCACACAGAAUCCACACUUGCAGAAAAUAUUUGCCAUUGUCUUUUUGUUCAUUUUUCUAUUUACUGUGCUGGCCAAUCUACUCAUUGUCAUCACCGUCUUCCUCAGCCCCACACUUUCGGCUCCCAUGUACUUCUUUCUCACCUACUUGUCAUUCAUAGAUGCUUCCUACACCUCUGUCACCACCCCCAAAAUGAUCAUCGACCUGCUCUACCAGAGGAGAAGCAUCUCCUUGGGUGGCUGCCUGACUCAGCUCUUUGUGGAGCACUUCCUGGGAGGAUCAGAGAUCAUCCUCCUCAUUGUCAUGGCCUAUGACCGCUAUGUGGCAAUCUGCAAGCCCCUGCACUAUGUGACCAUUAUGCGACAGGGGCUCUGUCGCCUCCUGGUGGCCAUGGCCUGGAUUGGGGGGAUCCUCCAUGCCUCUCUGCAGAUUCUCUUCAUGAUCAAUUUGCCCUUCUGUGGCCCCAAUGUCAUUGACCACUUCAUGUGUGACCUCUUCCCACUGCUGAAGCUUGCCUGCACUGACACCUACAUGCUCGGAAUGGUGGUGGCUGCCAACAGUGGGGCCAUGUGCUUGCUCAUUUUGUCCAUGCUAUUCACCUCCUAUGCUGUCAUCCUGCACUCCCUGAAAUCCCAUGGCUCUGAAGGACAGCACAAAGCUCUCUCUACAUGUGGCUCCCACUUUACUGUAGUUGUACUCUUUUUUGUGCCCUGUAUAUUCACCUACAUGCGUCCAGUGGCCUGCUACUCAGUGGACAAGUUGGUGACUGUGUUUUUUGCAAUCCUCACCCCCAUGUUAAAUCCCAUCAUUUACACAGUGAGAAAUGCAGAGGUGAAAAAUUCCAUGAGGAAUUUGCUGAACAAGAGAGUAACCUAG
Messenger RNA from Choloepus didactylus (southern two-toed sloth), 915 nucleotides. RefSeq names its product olfactory receptor 140-like. Gene Ontology annotation, molecular function: G protein-coupled receptor activity; olfactory receptor activity. Gene Ontology annotation, cellular component: membrane. The record is from RefSeq and is a predicted model, not a curated record. The transcript has a single exon. Bases 1 to 915 code for a protein of 304 amino acids. NCBI's taxonomy places the organism in Eukaryota, Metazoa, Chordata, Mammalia, Pilosa, Megalonychidae. Gene Ontology annotation, biological process: G protein-coupled receptor signaling pathway.